AUGGAUUCUCGUCUGACGCCCCUCCACCAAGAACUCCAUAAUGUGCAGAUGGAAGUGAAGCAAGUCCAGUUCAUCCAAAACAAUCAUGCCGAUAGGUUGAUGAGGCUCGAGAGACGCCAGACAGAGGAUGCCGUCAAGUCGGUGUGGAAUCCCUCCCCCUUCCCUAGUGUCCUGGGAGGGACACCCCAGCACGGUCCUGUGCAGAUGCCCAACAACGAGGUCUUCGAUGACUUCGACGAUGAGCAGGGCCAGAAUCUCUUAGGCUCGCUUCACCUGGACGCCGACGAGGAGCCCACCCGUCGAGGGGCGGCGUCAAGGGCAAAUAGUGUCCGCUUCGACGAGGCUACUCUUCACGCGUCGAACUGGGGUCAAAGUGCGCGUCAUUCCGGCGAAUUCGGCCCUGUCAGGCCUGGAAGUGGCCUGGGAGGUCCCACCUUGAUGGAGCGCUCGUUCUCGCACAAAUCUGACGGCCGACAUAGCUCUGCAGGCCAUUCGGUCCAUUCCUUCCACUCGGUGGCAUCCGGCCGGACCAGUAGCCUCGGUCUUGACCUGCUACUGGGCAGCAGCAGGGAUGAUGAUGACGACGACUCAUCGCCGAUAGAGAUCACCCUACGCGCACAUGACACGCUCCUCUACGCGGUUGUUUGCACUGGUUCUCAGAAAUCGACCCUCGACUACUCGCUUCUGAAGGAGUUGAACCUUGUGGACGAAGCUCAUAGAAACAUCAAUGGGGUUUUGCAUGCUAGUCUUCCCGUCUACUUUGCUGAAGCCACCGUGGCUCAAUCAAGUUCUCGGUCCUCUAGUCCGUCUCGUCGACAGGUGCCUUACAUCAAUGUCGACUUCGAGAUCACCGGAACGGAAAACGCCGAGGUGGGGGAUCACAAGCAAGCGAUCCGCAUUUUCGUGGGCAGCGACACUCUUACCUCGAACAGUGCCGACCUGCUCUUGUCUCAGAAUCGGAUGACGCUGUUUGGCAACGGUGAUGAUCGUGACAGACUCUCGGUGCCCUUUGUCCGCCCCGAAGAUGAGUCUGCUUAUAGGCACAUCACCACGCUCAAUGUCGUUCCGGAGAAGCCCAAGCUCAAUGCCAGCGCGCCGGCGUUCGUGUCUGGUGACCCCCGGCCCCAGACGGCGGCGGUCCCUGACCAGGCGGAGACGUCUGUCUCUCAUACUGAUGCAGGAGAGUCUGAGCUGCCGAGUCCUUUCUCUUCGACCACAAACCAACCGGCGUACUCAUCGAAGACCACAGCCACGAGUGCUCCAUCUGAUAGCGGCAGCGAGCGACAACAGAGGGAUACCGCUCCCAGUGUCGAGGAAAGCAUUGGCAAGGAAAAUGCUGCAAACUCGGACGGAGGAGGGCGGCGAGACUCUACGGCUGGCAUCUGGGGAUCAUGGCGACAGGGCGGCUCAGCCAGUGGUGGCGAAGCUUCUCAGCGCGAGAACGGACUGAGUGGGUACCAGCCAGCGGGCAGGGGCGGACGCAACAUGAAGAUCUUGAAGCCUCAGAAAUCGGUCUCGAUAUCUUCCUCGGCGGCCCGCAACGGUACGAGUUUCGACACUCCGGGCACGUCCCGGUCAAGCGGCGAGUUCAGCCGGCGCAAGAGCCAGGGCGCCGCCUCCUCUAUGUUCGACCCAAACGGCAGCUCCUCCCCGGCCCCGGCACCCACGGUGCGCUGGGACACGGUCAGGCGUAGUGUCAGUGCCGCCACUCCCAGCGCGAUGUCCUCCAACAGCGGCGGGGCCCCGCCGACCCCAACGUCCACGUCCACAUCCGCCACCACGGACAACAAACCCAAGGCUCCUGCGACACGCGCGAACCCCGUCGGCGGCGCUUCGGCCUUUUCGUGGAUGGCGGGCGGCGGCAGCAAGCCCAUGGAGAAGCCCAAGACCCCUGCGACGCCUGUAUGA
Messenger RNA from Diaporthe citri, 1908 nucleotides. RefSeq lists its product as uncharacterized. The transcript is spliced from 3 exons. The coding region runs from base 1 to 1908 and encodes 635 amino acids. NCBI's taxonomy places the organism in Eukaryota, Fungi, Ascomycota, Sordariomycetes, Diaporthales, Diaporthaceae. The record is from RefSeq and is a predicted model, not a curated record.